AAGUUCGGCCAGGAUAUACUGGUUGAGUUGGGUUCCAAUCUCCGAAUUCUCGAACCAAAACACACUCAGAAAGAGGGGCGAUGAAGAUAGUUACUUACAAUGUGAAUGGCUUGAGACAGCGCAUAGCGCAGUUUGGCUCUCUUCGGAAUCUGCUGAAUUCGUUCGACGCUGAUAUCAUCUGCCUUCAGGAAACAAAGUUGAGGAGGCAGGAAGUGACAGCGGAUUUGGUCAUGGCUGACGGAUACGAGUCAUUCUUUUCGUGCACCCGUAGCUCUGACAAAGGUCGAACUGGGUAUUCCGGGGUUGCCACAUUUUGUCGCGUAAAAUCAGCGUUUUCAAGUGACGAAGUAGCCUUGCCCUUAGCGGCUGAAGAAGGAUUCACAGGUCUUAUUGGGAACUCUCCCACUGGGAAAAGUGAAUUGCCUUUCUUCUUGGAAGGCCUACUAGGGUUUUCCAAUGAGGAGCUACUUGGUGUUGAUAGUGAGGGACGCUGCAUCAUCACAGAUCAUGGUCACUUUGUUCUUUUCAAUUUGUAUGGACCUCGGGCUGAAAGUGAUGACACAGAGAGGGUUCAGUUUAAGCGUAACUUUUUCACGUUAUUGCAGAAAAGAUGGGAGUCUCUCCUGGAUCAAGGAAGGAAAAUAUUUGUAGUUGGUGAUCUCAACAUUGCACCACAAGCAAUAGAUCGUUGUGAAGCAGGACCUGACUUUGAGAAUGAUGAAUUUAGAAGAUGGUUUAGGUCUCUGCUACUUGAAAAUGGCGGCCAAUUUUUUGAUGUUUUCAGAGCAAAGCACCCUGAUAGAAAGGAAGCUUAUACUUGUUGGCCUCAAAAUACAGGGGCUGAAGUAUUUAACUUUGGGACGAGAAUUGACCAUAUUCUGUGUGCGGGUUCCUGCUUACAUGAAGCAGAUGACCUGGAAGGCCAUAAUUUCAUAAGAUGCCAUGUUAAGGAGUGUGACAUUUUGACACAGUAUAAACGAUGCAAACCUGGAAGCAACCUGAGUGCCCAGAGGUGGAAAGAAGGUCGAAGCGUUAAACUUGAAGGAUCUGAUCAUGCUCCAGUUUAUGUUACCUUACAUGAAAUACCUAAUCUCUCUCUGCACAGUACUCCCCCCUUAUCUUCUAGAUAUGUUCCCGUGGUUCGUGGGUUGCAGCAAACGCUCGUGUCUGUGUUGACAAAAAGACGAGUUUCUGAACAAAUGAAAUCAUGCAAGAUGUCAGGCUUGCUUUCAGAUGAAGACAUUGUUACAGGGAGCACUUGUGAGAGGGUAAAAGAAUCAUUCGACAACAGUGGUUUGUCUGUCAUGCAUACCGGUGAUUGUGAUGUGGUUUCAAGCCAAGAUUCAGAAACUAAUCUUGAAUCGAAUGAACAGUCUGGCAGCUCUUCUCUGGAAGCUGUUGGUAACUAUUCAGUUUCAUCAGGCAGUGAACAUGGUAAAGUGGUACCUGUGAAAAGCAAUCGGUCCAAGAAAAAAGCAAGAAGUAGUCAAUGCUCCCAGCUUUCACUGAUGUCCUUUUUCAAAAAAAGUACGAAUGUUGACAAUAUGGUCAAAGACUCUUGUACUGAUAUUCAAGCUGAAUCCUCACAGCUUGACCAUCACUCAAAUGAGGCGUCUACUGUGGUUGAUCAGAGUGGCAGUUCCGAGCAAUAUGAGCUGUGCGCGGGCGUGUGUAAAGAUGCAUCUAAAUUUACUGAUGAUACGAAAAGGAAAGAAAGCAGUAAUGUGGCUUUAUUGGAGUGGCAGAGAAUACAACAGUUGAUGCAAAAUAGCAUACCACUUUGCAAGGGUCAUAAGGAACCUUGUAUUGCCCGAGUGGUGAAGAAACAAGGUCCUAACUUUGGUCGCAGAUUCUAUGUUUGUGCUCGUGCUGAGGGGCCUGCAUCUAAUCCAGAAGCAAACUGUGGUUACUUUAAAUGGGCUACAUCAAAAUCCAGGAACUGAUCCACACACUUGUGCUUCAAUUGAAGAAUGAGAACCUUACCAUUGCCCGCUUCCUAACUGAUGUGUAGCUGACAUCCUAGUUUUGGAUAAUUGCGAUCAAAUGUGUAGUCUCUUUCUGCAAUUUCUAACAUAUAUUAUUAUCAAUUGCCACAAAAUGAUUUUAUAUGAUUUAUUCCCU
Molecule: messenger RNA, 2121 nt
Organism: Neltuma alba
Lineage: Eukaryota; Viridiplantae; Streptophyta; Magnoliopsida; Fabales; Fabaceae
Product: DNA-(apurinic or apyrimidinic site) lyase 2-like
Exons: 10
Coding region: 81-1943 (620 amino acids)
Biological process (GO): base-excision repair
Cellular component (GO): nucleus
Molecular function (GO): DNA binding; phosphoric diester hydrolase activity; double-stranded DNA 3'-5' DNA exonuclease activity
Source: RefSeq, a predicted model, not a curated record